Plenodomus lingam JN3 is the source of this 501-nucleotide messenger RNA. NCBI's taxonomy places the organism in Eukaryota, Fungi, Ascomycota, Dothideomycetes, Pleosporales, Leptosphaeriaceae. The record is from RefSeq and is a predicted model, not a curated record.
AUGAUGACGACCUCGCGUCUCAUACACAGUCACAUUGUUGUCGAUUCCUUCAUUCUCGGAAAUGGCGAGCAUGGUGAUCUCAAAACUCUCAGCUAUCUAACAGGAGGCUUGAAUUUUGCGCCCCAGACUCUGGAAGAAGCCCUGGCCAUCUGCGAGCUGGAGCCCGUCUUAUCUUUGCUUGAGCGCCCGGAUGAUGUACCAGACUUGCUUCGCAAGCAGCAAGGGACGCUCCCAUUCAUCGUGUCACCGAAGACUGUUCCCGAGCGCAAGCAGAUUUCCAAUCUCGACGGGUCCCUCAUCGAGCUCGGCCGGUUCGCGAAAUCAGGCACAGAACAACGCGCAGACCAGAAUCUCCGUCUGAACAGAAUUCACAACGAGAUUCGCAAUUCCGGGGCGCGGGAACAUCCGCACUACGACAUAUAUAUUGGUGAGGCUAACAUGGGUCUCUGGAAGGUCGUCAUACAAGAAACAUGCAGAGCACCAAUUUACUGUCACCAGUGA